Electrophorus electricus (electric eel) is the source of this 2037-nucleotide messenger RNA. RefSeq names its product endothelin 2 (gene edn2). Gene Ontology annotation, molecular function: endothelin B receptor binding; hormone activity. Gene Ontology annotation, biological process: intracellular calcium ion homeostasis; vein smooth muscle contraction; regulation of systemic arterial blood pressure by endothelin. Gene Ontology annotation, cellular component: extracellular region. The record is from RefSeq and is a predicted model, not a curated record. NCBI's taxonomy places the organism in Eukaryota, Metazoa, Chordata, Actinopteri, Gymnotiformes, Gymnotidae.
GCAGGCUUUAGCAGGAGUAGUGCUCACUGAUAUCUGUGCUCUGCACUCUCUCUGGAUCUAACAAGCUCGUUCAAGUCCCUGAAAGCUCGACAAUGGCUCUGGUGCUGCGUUGGGCUCUUCUCAUGUCUCUCACGCUCUGCGUGUUAAUGCAUGAAGGAUUUGGACUUCCCUUCUCUCAGCGCUCUGAAACCACCAGCGCUUCACUGGUCAAGAGGGUGCGCACCAAACGCUGCUCCUGCAGUAACUGGAUGGAUAAGGAGUGCAUCUAUUUCUGCCACUUAGAUAUCAUCUGGGUCAACACACCUAGUAAGAUUGUCCCGUAUGGUCUCGGAAGUCCUUUGUCCCGUCGCCGGCGCUCCACUGGCCGCUGUGUGUGUGACAACCCCGGUGACUUGACCUGCUCGACCUUUUGCCAUGCCAGCUCCAUGGACCCAAGCAUGGUAGUUGUGAGUCCACUUGACCAUGGCUUGGACGACAUGGACAAAGCCAGCAAUAACCUGCUCGCACAUCUCCGGCAGGUGGCCAAGGCCAAUCAGAAUGCAUUUGAGCAGGCCUUCCCCAGAAAGAAACUGUUCAGGACCAGCAAAACCUGAGAACUGCAAGAAACGGGAUGGCGUGAUCGAUGCCGUCCCAGGAAGAGGUGUUUUCUGAAGGCAAUCCCUGGGUGCUCGAGAAAACCUCUUCUGAUCCAAAAGGCCAAUAACUGAAGAGGGAAAGAGGGAGGAGGGGUCUUGAGUCCUCCUGGAAGGAGAUGACAAAUGCCUGGGGAGGAAUUUUUUCUUGUUCUAUCUGAAAGACAUGGCCAGUGUUAAGGUCAAAGAAUUAAGGCUUGCUAAGCCUUUAGUUAACACAAAACAGUCGCCAUAACUUCAUUUCCAUUUACAUGAGUACUGAGGUGCUUUUGCAUUGUUUUACUGAAGAAUUAAUGGAGUGACUUAAAGCAGCCGUAGUGUGGUGGCCUCUCCACAGGAAGGAGUUCAAAUCUUAAUCUGUCAGGCAUGUUAAUGUCACCAGUUUAACAUUAUCAAAUGAGAAUUAUUAAUGGCAGCUUUAAAAAAGCACAACUUCUGUCCCUGCAAAGGGGCUUAUUGUGACACUGCCAUGCUAUGACGAGUUCAAAUGUAACAAUGUCUUGUGGCUCCACACUGAGGUUUUUUUGUCUACUCUGUUGAAAAUGUUUACUAGUUUUAUGCCCUACUGUUCUUCUCUAUAUUUACUUGCCUUAAGUUGCAUUUUCUCUGUAUCAGAGCUUAACAUGAUUUCAUUUCGUUUGGAAAUGCAAAUGACCUCCAUCCAAGCCCACUUGGGACUUUGGUAGGAAGUGCACAUUCUCUAGCUGCCCUAAACACUGAACUUGUGUUUUUGUUGCUGAUCUGUAAUAACACUGACCAAAGGUCCCUAUGCUCAGGCCUUAUCUCUGCCUGUCAGUGACUUCUUUAUGAACACAUACAAACUGCCUUAAGAAAUGGCACAACUUUAAAGAAACAAAUCCAGGACCCACAAAAGUUUCUUUUUCUCCAUUUUUCCCAUGACUGCCCCUUUCACUUAUAUUUUCUUCCCUGGCGUUUUUGUGAAGGUGGGAGUAUUUAUUCUAUAGCUACAGUAGUGUGCUCUCGAUCUUCCAAAGUUCCUGUGUUUCAAUGCCUUACAGCUUGCCAAAAUGUCGUAGUAAUUGUUUUCUCCUAUCAUAGAAAGGGCUAGCUUUGCUAAUGUUACUUUUAAUUGCCCAUUAUGGAAGACAAACAGCUGUGUUUUGAUGGAAUGUGUUUGGUGGAAGGCCUUUUUCAUGAAGCAGAUGUUGAUUUUGUAAUGACUAAUAUCAGAUAUGAUGUUUUGUUUUGUUACUUGCUAUUUAUGAUAUGUGUAUUUAUGUGUAUUUAAGGGGCGAUCUCAUCAUACGUACUUGAAUGUCUGGCUUCAUGGCAUUAUAGAGUAGCAUGUUUAUAUCAAACUAUUUAUUUAAUUUAUUAAGCUCCAUUAUUUAUAUUUGACAUUCUUUUGUAACUUUUGUAGACUUACAAAAGGACAUUCAUUUAU